Messenger RNA from Nothobranchius furzeri (turquoise killifish), 3533 nucleotides. It is a transcript of the gene map2k5, whose product is annotated as mitogen-activated protein kinase kinase 5. Gene Ontology annotation, biological process: protein phosphorylation; MAPK cascade. The record is from RefSeq and is a predicted model, not a curated record. NCBI's taxonomy places the organism in Eukaryota, Metazoa, Chordata, Actinopteri, Cyprinodontiformes, Nothobranchiidae. Gene Ontology annotation, molecular function: ATP binding; protein binding; MAP kinase kinase activity.
UUGAUGCGGAAACACAGCUAAGGCAGCUUCCUCUAGAUUAGCUGCUUAGCUAAACACCCAAUGCAACACAACAAAAAUACUUUGACUCGGGGUGAACCUAGAAUCAUGUUUUCCGCUUAGAUCACAGCUUUUAGGCUGUUAGGUAGUGACUUCCGCUCCGGCGGUGGUUCAGCUGAAGCGUCUGACAUUCUGACAGCGGCUAACCCUCUGCAGGAAAUUAUCUCGUUAGCCUCGAUUACCAGUCGAGUGGUGAGGCUUUAACUUUUCUUUUAUAUGCUAAUUUUAAAUAACAGAGAAAUGGACUCCGAGGCGAUAGUGAUCCGUAUAAAAACCCCUUUAGGGGACAUGGACUCGCCUGAGUACUAUCCUUCUCUCCUGAACUUCAAUGACUUGCUGGAUGCAAUAAGAGACGUGAUGCCAGAAGCCACUGUCACGGCCUUUGAGUAUGAAGAUGAGGUGGGAGACAGGAUUACUGUAAGAAGUGAUGAUGAGCUGAAAGCUAUGUUGUCAUAUUACUGCAACACAAUGAAUGAACAACGCAUGAAUGGAAUGCUGCCAGACCCGCUACAGAUUUUUCCAAGAGCCGGCAAGACUCCAGGGAUCCGGAACAUACAUGGCCUGAAGGUUAAUACAAGACCUAACCCAGGCAAUGACUGCCCCCAAGUAGUUCCAGACUCAAUGACCAACAACAGCUUGAAAAAAUCUUCCGCUGAGCUGAAAAGGAUUUUGACAAAUGGUCAAAUAAAUGCCCAAGACAUCCACUAUCAGGAGCAACUUGGCCAUGGAAAUGGAGGCACGGUUUAUAAAGCAUACCAUGUUCUCAGCAAGCGUGUUUUAGCUGUCAAGGUAAUUCCUUUGGAUAUCACGGUGGAAUUACAGAAGCAAAUUAUGUCCGAAUUAGAAAUUCUCUACAAGUGUGAUUCGCCCUACAUCAUUACUUUCUUCAGUGCCUUUUUUGUGGAGAACAGGAUAUCCAUAUGCACAGAGUUCAUGGAUGGUGGAUCUUUGGACGUCUAUAAAAGAAUACCAGAGCAUGUGCUGGGGAGGAUCGCAGUGGCGGUGGUAAAAGGCCUGACUUAUUUGUGGAGCCUUAAGAUACUUCACAGAGAUGUCAAGCCUUCCAAUAUGCUGGUGAACACCCGAGGACAAGUCAAGCUGUGUGACUUUGGUGUCAGCACGCAGCUGGUAAAUUCUAUAGCCAAAACCUACGUGGGGACCAACGCAUACAUGGCACCAGAGAGGAUAUCAGGAGAGCAGUAUGGAAUCCAUGCUGAUGUCUGGAGUGUGGGCAUCUCUUUCAUGGAGCUGGCACUUGGCAUGUUCCCCUACCCACAAAUUCAGAAAAACCAAGGAUCUUUAAUGCCUCUUCAGUUACUGCAAUGCAUCGUUGAUGAGGAUCCUCCGGUGCUUCCUGUUGGACAGUUCAGCGAGAAGUUUGUUCACUUCAUCACUCAGUGCAUGAGGAAGAGCCCCAAGGAGAGACCUGCACCUAAUAACCUCCUGGAUCAUUCUUUUAUAGUCCAGUAUAACGAUGGGAAUGCGGAGGUGGUAUCGAUGUGGGUGUGUCGCUGUCUGGAGGAGAGAAGAGCUCCGCAGGUUCAGUGAUGCAUCUGGUUCCCUCCUGUCGUCCGACUCCAAACCGUGGACACCGAUGAAACACUUUGGGGUCAAGGACAUCCUAAUGCUCCAGUGAAAACCAGUCCAGUUGUUUGAUAUUUCAGUGAGAAUCUUUAUGUAACACUUCUGUGACGGGACUUGGAGUCUCUGUAGAGCCCAAACGAAGAGCAUCUCCUGCAGCAGAUGCUUCCCCGCCUGAUGAGGAGAAAGAUUCUGACUCAAUGCAUCAAAAACAAUAAACAAGUCCACACGGGACAGAUGAGGGCUGCCACGGUUGUGCUAUACAGAUGACAGCCGUCAGGUGAAUGUCAAGGUUUCCUCCUGUGAGUAACGGCCCAUCUUCUGUGCCUGUUUUAUUUAUUACCUCAGCAGCUAAACUUGGAAUUGUUCGACAUCCGUUGCCAAAAAAACAAAAACCUUCUUUCUGCUUCUAGAACAAAUGUGACCAGUAAAACCACUUGGGACCACGUUGUUGUUUUCUGGUAUGAAUUAAUUGUACAGUGAGUGAGUUUAUGAUUUGGUUGUUUAUCUUUUCUGCCUCCAGCUGAAGUCCUCCGGAUGAAUCGUCUCAUCGUCCUCACAUGUUUAACAGCUUUCUUAGUUUGACUCACUGAUGAGAACAUUAAUCGGAAAACCUUAACUUAUGUUCUUUCAAAGAUUUAUUUACAUUAUAACCAAAAGGUCCUUCCUUUUCUUUAUUAAAGACGUGUGUGGAACACCAAAGAGUAGCUGAAUUACUGGAGUUUAUCACAGCUGAGGCCAGUGUAAUGAAAUUUACGACAAAAUAAAUUACUUAGAAAAGUAUUUAUGUAGAUAUCUGCAUCAAUAAAGUACACUUAACGGUGUUACUCCUAAAAGUGUUGUUUACACACGUUUGUGUGAGGCGUAACCAUGACAAUCACAUCAGUGUCAUGAGAAACAACCAGUUCAACAUCUUUCAGUUUGAUGGGUUACAAACACACACACACACACACACACACACAUCCAAAAUCCUCAUUAUUUAGAAAAUGUUUUGUUAUGCAAACAUGCCUUUGCUAUUUUUGCUGUUUUACUUGUUUAAAAUCUUUUUAGGACGACUCUGAUUAAUUGUGGGUUUUUAACUAGCACUUUCAGAUUUAACUGGGUGUAAUUUACACUCCCAGUGCUAUGGAUAGGUCUGUUAAACUGGUUGUAUUCAGAAUUUGGGUUUAUUUUCUUAGAAGAAUUGGGCCCAGACCACUUUAAAUAACAGUAUUGCUAUAACUGUUAGAAUAUGAUUCCAGCACUCUUGUUAUUAUUAUUUAAAUGUAUUUAUUUCCAUUUACUGGGGAUGUUAAAUUAGAGAGGCUGAUUUUUAUGAGCUUCAUUCAGCAAAACUACUGUUUGUAUCAGAAAGCUCAAGAUUGAAAUUCAUCACAUCCUGUUUUAAAUGAUCUUUGUUUAUCUUAUUUUGAAGAGGACAAUAAUAAAAUCCUGAAAUAUUCUAAUAGUUGCACAAUAACUAAAUCAUAUUUACUGUAUUUCUCCAAACUGUCAGGUCUGUUGAGUUGCAUCAAAACCAAAUGCAGAAAUACUUCAAUCUGCAAAAAUCAAGUCUUAAAUGUUUUCAUUGGAAAGCAACUUCAAAGAUAAAGCAGCAUUUUCUUACACCUUUCUUUAUGAGUGUAUCACACAUUGAAUAGCCUUUGUGUAUUAAAUGUGCUAUAUGAAUAAAGCUGCCUUGCCUUAUAUCGUAGUGUGUUUUUACAGUCAUCGUAAACAAAUUUUGUGAGCUUAAAGCCUUUUUUUUUGUUACUUUUAAAAACGUCAGAUGGUUGGCCAAAUGUUGAUAUUCAGAAGAAACAUUAAAGCUGUAAUAUUCAGAUGAUGAUCUCUCCUGUAAAUGGUGUGUUGGCACACAUAAUUUACUCAUAUUCAAUAAAACAGAUGUAAAUACA